AUGAUAUCAGCAUCACAGUUACGAUGCGUGAGGCAGAAUCAGAAACUGUUAACAUUCACCACAGCCCUACUGAGCUUAUACUGUCUGGUUUCUUCAUCUACACGUGGCGGAAGCCAAUCUGUUUCGAGCCCAGAUCUUCAACGCCUUGCACGUCAACUCUCCCCAGCGUACAACCAGUGCAGUCACCCUUUCCACAGCUACUUGUGCAACCCCGCUCCGAGAUCAAGAACAGUGACUCCUGAGGGGUCCGCUUCGUUCACUGUGAAGCAAAUAGAGAAGCCAUUGGCUUCUGCACCCGCUCCGUCAUUUGGGGUCAAGACCAUUGCAGUACCACCAGAGCUCCAACCAGACCCCUCUUCAAACAACUUCCGGAAACAGACACCAAAACAACUCAUAAGCCCAACUAAAGCGACGAUAGAAGAUCCUGCAUUUGCUAAUUGUCAACAGCAUACUAUCACUGUAGAACCACCUACUACACAAAAGACCAUAGUUAUAUCAGGCGAGAGUUCUUUUUCGAGGGAAAGUAAAUUGGCUCCAGAGCCAUAUUUGCCUCCACCUGAGCCUCGGUUUCCUGCACCAUCAUUUCAGCAACCACUUAAACUUUCUCUCCCUACCCAACCGCCAACCAAGAAACCUUUAUCAACUCCUGAAUAUCUUCCUGAAACAUAUCCCAAACCAUCAGCUACGUUUGUUCAAAGUGAAAACAUUCUAACUCCAUUCCAAAAUAAAAAUUUCCAAACAACCACCACAAUACCAGAACGUUUUUCAAGUACAAAAACUGAAAGAACAUUGUUCGAAGGACAAGCAGCUGGCUCUCCUGAAUCAGUAAUUCGUAACGAUAAUGAAGUUGAUAAUUGUAAACAUUCUUUUCACAGUUUUCUGUGUAACCCACCUUCACUCUCUAGAGGCAGACGACCGAUCACUAAUUCGAGAACGAAGCCUAUAUCUUCACCGACAGGAGACAGCACUUUUCUAGACCCUUCUAAAGUACUACCACCCAUACUGCCUGCCUCCCAGAAAAUCAAACCGAAACCAACCACGACUUCAAGACCUACUUAUAUAUCAACAACGCCUCCAACAGAGACAAAGAUUUUUGCUGAGGCAGCUGAGGAUCCCGUUCAAGUAUUACCACUACAAGAUCAAAAGCAACCGAGUAUUUGCAAGGAUGCCUUUCAUAGCUUCCUGUGCCAACCGGUUGAUACAUCUCGACGAAAACAGAAAUAUGGGGAAAGAUACCAAAGUUCUGCUGCACGAACGCCUGUUCCUUCUGCCCCUUUAAGAGGAGACAGCUCAUUCAAUCAACCUUCGAAAGUAUUACCCAACUUUAAUCAACCCUGCAAUACUACACCUUCUACUGAAGCACCAAGUGCUUCAUUUCCUUCACGCUACACACCAAGAGCUGAGAGUUCAUCCCCGAAAAGAGACAGUUUAGGAAACCAAACCAAAGCUAUCCCAACUACAAACAGACAAUUCGUGAGUUCCUCCACUAUUCUGCCAACUGUUCCAGUUCCAAAACCAGACAGCACCUUCAUUCAACCUGCUAGAUUACUGCUCCCAUCGACCCAAUCCACUACAAUGCGCGCUACUCCAGGGGUACCAGAAACUCAUAUCCUUAACGUGCCGGCAGCACAAACUGCAGAUGUCUCUGUAGUUAAACCUGAAGAUGGCCAUAGGCACGAUCACAGCCAUGAUCAUGGUCACGGACACGAUCACCAUGGAAUCGAUAUAUGUAAGGAUCCCUUUCACAGCUUCUUAUGCAUUCCUGUCGUCCCCUCUAAACGUAAACGUCCAACAGGAGAACUUCCAGCAAGGUUUAGAAACCCAGUACCUCAGAAUCUCCUAGGCGCUGGUUCUUUCAACCAGCCUGCAAAACUACUUCCAUCUAAUGCCAAGAAACUAACAACUAGACUACCUGUAAGGAGUACAACCACUUCACUUCCACCAGACGAACCGAUAAGCCCUACCCAGCCUGCACAAGGCUUUCAAGCAAAACUGUUGCCACAACCUGAAAUUCAGCUCGAUCCAAAGGAAGAACAUUCAAGAAAACGGCUAUUAGACAUUUUCUCGUGUGAUAAAAAUAAAUCGACUACAGAAAAUCCUGCAGCAUACGAAUCUCCUCUACCCUCUUCUAAUCUGAAAGGAGACAGUUCGUUUGUGAACCCAUCGAAAGUUCUACAGUCUGUGUCAUUAAAUGAUCAGAGUAGCGAAAGCAAAGGUUCAGUACUUGGGUAUGAGUAUCCCACACCAUCUCCCAGCCAACAAACUGCAACCCCAUUACCAACGUCGGCACAAAACACAGGCUAUGUUUAUGAUCCACCAUCUAAACCACUACAGUAUCCAGCAUCUUCAUUUAGAGGAGACAGCACAUUUAUCCAACCACUGAAAAUUGCGCCUAAUAAUUUUUCAGGCCAGAGCACUGAAAAUCGCGAAUUUUCAUCAGGAUUCAAUGAGUUUUCUGGAUACAAUUAUCCAACUCCACAGAAGCCAUUUGGGUAUAGCACGAUAUCACCAUUAACAAAAAGUGUUUUAUCGGUUAGGAUUUCUGAACAAGACACAAAUAAUCAAGAAGACAAACCAACAAAAUCAGUUCAAUUCCUUGACUCGCCAUUUGGUGGUAUACUUGGGACUUCAAGUAGCGAUACUGAAUAUAGGAAAACGCUUACUCCAUUCUCUACACAUGGACAAAGUACAAAGGGAAUCAUUCCACAAACACCUCCAUACAACCCAUAUUCAAAGCUCGCCGAGCGGGAUAAUCAACUAAGGUCUUUUGCGAAACUCGGAGGUGAGACAGAUCCGAAACCAACCUGCGACCACUCGCUGCCCCAGAGUACUGAUGUCCACUCACCCCGUUCGGCUCCGCCGUCUCCUUCAGAAUUUGUACGAGGACCAACAGGUGCCGCGAGCGUCCUGGCAGCUUCAAAUGAACUGCCGGAUAAAUGUAACCAUCCAUUUCUUGGAUACGUAUGCAAGAGAUCCAGUGAUGGACAAGUUCACGACAAGUGA
Messenger RNA from Cryptotermes secundus, 3003 nucleotides. Its product is annotated as mediator of DNA damage checkpoint protein 1. The coding region runs from base 1 to 3003 and encodes 1000 amino acids. The transcript is spliced from 2 exons. The record is from RefSeq and is a predicted model, not a curated record. NCBI's taxonomy places the organism in Eukaryota, Metazoa, Arthropoda, Insecta, Blattodea, Kalotermitidae.